GAAAUAAAAUUUAUUUAUGCUUUGGUUCUUUCACACGUCCCAUCCCACUGUUUGGCUGCGCGCUCUCGCUCUCUCUUGCUCUCCUCUCGGCAUCUUCUCCACCGAAGCCUCAUCUGCCCAUUCUCCGGCCGACGGACGACAGCGGGAGGUGGGGACUCCGACGGCGACUCCCGACCCGUCAGCGAGGCUAGCCGGCGUCCGUUGAGAACCGUUUUCGGUUCCCUCCGACGACUUCUCUCCUCCUAUUUGCUCUCCCCCAUCUUUCUCCUAGAUCGAGCUACACAUAGAUUUCGGUAUUUUCUUUUCUUGGUCAAGAAUUCCCGAUCUUUGAUCUGUUUUGGACUUGUCUCCCUUCUUCCUCUCUCUCUGUCGCUAUCCAAAAGUAAAACAGGGAAAGAGGGAGCGCAGCGCCAAGAGAACAAAAAGAAGGAAGAAGGAUUGCGAACAAAAUGCCUUUUAAAUGUAUUGGAUCUCCGAUUGUCUCCGUUUUAGUCCAAAUGUUUGAUUUUUUUAUUGUAUUUUUAUUUGGCUGUGGUUCUUGUUUCUUGAAUGGGUGAGGUGUAAGCCCUGAUCUGAAAUCGAGUGUCUUGAAGAGACGGGGAGUAGAGUUGGGUGGUGGAGGAAGGGUUGGUAGCGAUCCGAGAGAGAAAAGAUGGUGUUGGAUCUCAAUGUGGCGUCGCCUGGCGAGUCCUCUUCUAGCGGGGAGGAGAAGGUCCUCAUGGAAGAAGGCUCUGGCGGCUGGCCGAUGGAGGAGUCGGGGAACUCGAAUUCCUCCGUCCUCAAUGUCGACGCAUGCAGCAACGCUUGUGACGAUGACUUCUGCUCCACCCCCUUUGCCGCCCACGACGUAGGCGGCGGCUUCAACUUUGGCAUCCUCAAGAGCUGCCUGGCGGCAGAUGGGGAGGAAGAACUGGAAGAAGACUUGGAGGAAGAAGAUGGGGCAUCAGUGGAGGCAGGCUUUGUCACGAGGCAGCUCUUCCCUCCGGUGGUGGCGGUUCAGGAAAGCGUCCAGCCUUCAGUGAUGGUUUCUUCAUCGGCGCCGGCAAUGCCUCGAGGGAUGGAGCUCAGCUUCCUGCAGUGUAAUACGGCUGGCUCGACAGAGGCCAAGGCUUUGCAGCAAAAGCAGCAGGCGAAGAAGACCAGGAGGGGGCCGAGGUCUCGGAGCUCUCAGUACCGGGGAGUCACCUUCUACCGGAGGACGGGCAGAUGGGAGUCUCACAUAUGGGAUUGCGGCAAACAGGUCUAUUUGGGAGGUUUCGACACUGCUCAUGCUGCUGCAAGGGCAUAUGAUCGGGCUGCAAUCAAGUUUCGUGGGAUUGAUGCUGACAUCAAUUUCAAUCUCAGUUACUAUGAAGAGGAUUUGAAACAGAUGAGGAACCUGACCAAAGAAGAAUUUGUGCACAUACUUCGUCGUCAAAGCACUGGAUUCGCUCGGGGGAGCUCAAAGUAUCGAGGAGUGACGCUUCACAAGUGUGGUCGCUGGGAAGCUCGCAUGGGGCAGUUCCUCGGCAAGAAGUACAUAUAUCUCGGGCUAUUUGACAGUGAAAUAGAGGCUGCAAGCUGGGAUAUCAGGGCCUAUGACAAGGCUGCUAUUAAAUGUAAUGGAAUGGAAGCUGUCACAAAUUUUGAACCAAGUACCUAUGAUGGGGAGAUACGUCCUGAGCCUGAUGAUGAAGUUGAAGCUGCUGGCAACAAUAUUGAUUUAGAUUUGAGACUUUCUCAACCUAAUGUCCAUAGUCAUAAGAAGAAUAAUAACUCGAUGGAUAUCCAACUCAGUUGCAGCUCCUUUGAAGCUUCGGAUGCCAGGAAUUUUAGGGCCGACAAUCCGACAUCCCAUUUGGCUCAUCAUCAUCAUUUGCCAAUCGCACCUGAGCAUCCUCAUGCCUGGACUGCUCUAUGCCCUGGUUUCUUUCCACAUGUUGAGGAAAGAGCCACAAAGGGGUGUGAGCUGGGUUUGUCCGCUGUCACCAACAGAGCAUGGUCAAUGCAUGGCCCUACAUUGCCUCUCUCUUCUGCAGCAUCAUCAGGAUUCUCAACUACCGCCACUGUAGCAGUUGCCCAUCAUCCGUCGCCAUCAGCCGCCCAUCGUAAUUUCCCUCCAUCAGCCGCCGUCGAUUAUUAUUGUAGGAGCUGACUACAGCCAACAAGAGGGAGAAACAGCGGCGCAGAUGAAAUAAUAUUGGUUGGCUCUUGUUUACAAGGUUACUUAUAGCACCUAAACGUGCGUGUACUAUCUAUAUCUUUAUGCAUGACGCUGCCAACGCGCAUGAAUAUGGUUUGUUUGUGUUGGACUUUUGUUGCUCCUUGAUUCGCUCUUUUGGACCAUGGGCCUCGGCCAAGAAAAUAAAGCUUUCUGGCUCCAGGUGUGGGGUCAGGACUGUGAGUGAAUGCUCCUGGGCGUUGAAUGUAGCCCUUAGUCUCUCUUUUUUGCGUUCAAUGUACUAUGAUAUGAACCUAUCAUGGCUUGCGUAUGAAAAAAAGCCUAUUCCUGCUCUCGACGGCUAGUGGCUUUAAAGGG
Elaeis guineensis (African oil palm) is the source of this 2518-nucleotide messenger RNA. RefSeq names its product APETALA2-like protein 3. The record is from RefSeq and is a predicted model, not a curated record. Lineage: Eukaryota; Viridiplantae; Streptophyta; Magnoliopsida; Arecales; Arecaceae. Gene Ontology annotation, molecular function: DNA binding; DNA-binding transcription factor activity. Gene Ontology annotation, biological process: regulation of DNA-templated transcription.